AUAGGUCUCAUUGCAAUCGGGCGGGAAAAGCAAACGAGGGGGGGGAGGAGAUGUCGAGCUUCUCGUUCCCGGAGCGCCCGGCGGCGGAGAUCAUCGGCGCUCUCGCCCAGGUGGGCAUCGCCGCCUUGAAGCCGGAGGACCUCGCCAAUCCCUCCGCCGACCUCGUGUGCACCCUCUACUCCAACUUCCUCGCCUUCGCCGACCCCCUCGGCGAAGAAUCGGAUAUACAGAUCGCUUUCAGUGCUCUCGAGCUUCUGGAUAACCCCGACCACCAUGUGGAUGCCAUCCGGACCUUCAAUCUGUACCGCAAGAUCAAGGGCAUGCUCGCCUCCAUCCGGUUCGGCAGCUUUAAUCUUCGCGAUCUCAUCAAGCCUGAUACCAAGCGCACCCUUCAGAUCCUUAGCACCAUCGUCAACUUCAUAUAUUACAGGGAGGAGAAGCUGAACAUGCUGCAGCCUAUUGUCGAUCAAUUCCCGGCAUAUGAGGAACGAAGGGCAGAUCUCGAAGCAAAGAUCGCUGAGGUUAACAAGCUGAUUUUGGACCAUGAAGUUGCACGACAGAUGGAAGAGCCGGCAGUUCAGCAGUUGGAUGCAGAGGUCAAGGAUCUGCGACAGACUAUUCAGAAUUAUAACAAGCAGCAGAUGUCAUUGAAGACGAUGGCCAAAGCACUCAAGGAGAAGACUGAUGCUAUUAAUGACAAGAUCUCUCAAGCUGAUUUUGAGUUAGUGAAGAAUGCCCAAGAAAACUCCAAGUUGUCAUCUAAAAUUGUUCAGUCCCCUGACAAGCUACAGAGGGCACUUGAAGAGAAAAAGUCGUAUCGAACUGAGGUGAAGAACUCUGAAAGGUCAGCCAUGCAGAGCGUUCAAGAGAAAACUUCCACUUUGGAGGUGUACUCAAAGGUACAUGAUAAAUUGACCAAGCACCUAUCUCGAAUGCAGGCUAUACAAGAACAAGUAAAUUCUGCUAAAACUCUUGAGAAGGAUGUCAAAGCUUUGAAAGUUAAGUUGAGUGACGAAGGGGUUUCUAUCAUGGCUGUCGAAGCAAAAUUGGUUGAGAAGCAAGGGAAAGCUAAACAAGCUGAGGAGCUGAUCAAAGCUGCGGAAACAGAGAGGGAUGCCAGACAUGCAGAUGAAACUCAGAAGCUUAAUACUGUGAAGGCAGAGAUGGAAUGGAAGCUGCAAUGCCUGGAGCCCAGGGAAAGGAAAGCUGAAGCUAUGGUUACAAAGGGUGCUAGCUUGCGCUCAGAAUCUGACUUGCUAAGAGAAACUGGAAAUGCAAGACGACAACAACUUCAUGCCAAAUUUGAAGAAAUUUUACAGGAGUUUCACAACUAUUCUAAGAUGAAUUCCAUCCUACAAAGGUUUGAGGUGGCAGCGAAGAAGGAAGACUUGGGGCCUGCAAGCACUGAAUGAAUAGCCACCAAGGGUGCCGUCCAUCUCUAUGAUCAUGUCAAUCUAUGUGAUGUUCUUUGGUUGCCUUUUCUUGAACUACCAAUUAUGGACUUCUAUGUAUUAUAUCAUAUUUUGGAAUGUAAUUAGGUAGACAUCAAUCAGUAUUAGUGCAACUCUAUUGUACUCGACUCCUUUCCUUGAUGCAUCGGAGAUAUCUGUUCUGAGUUCAAGAAAUGUUACUUUUUUUUUCCUAAA
Molecule: messenger RNA, 1646 nt
Organism: Musa acuminata AAA Group (dessert banana)
Lineage: Eukaryota; Viridiplantae; Streptophyta; Magnoliopsida; Zingiberales; Musaceae
Product: kinetochore protein NUF2 homolog
Exons: 11
Coding region: 51-1412 (453 amino acids)
Cellular component (GO): Ndc80 complex; kinetochore
Source: RefSeq, a predicted model, not a curated record